AUGUCUACGUUUCAUUUCAUAAAGUGGACUGUGAUUGUUUGUGGCAGGCGCGGAUGUGAGUCGUACGACCCGAGCACGCACGAACUGCGGUACGCCGGCGACCGCUGGACGAAUAUUGCUACGUCUGUUACCUACCAGCUUUACUACUACGACUCCAAGAUAACAAACGCUUUAAUAAUAUUGCACGUUGAAGAUGUCGCCGCUGACACGCCCGCGCCUUACGUCACACAGAGCGUCCGAGUUACGUUCUAUUUAGCCAACGACACUAUAGAUAAUAUCAUUCAACUGAGCGGUAGUCCCGGAUACGUCUGGGGUCGCCCGGUCAUCAUAUCGACAGCUGACAACAAUCACACUCAACAUUUCUUCAAUAAUACUUACAAAAGUAACAUUUUAACAAUACCAGCCGCGAGAGAUGGAAAGUGUGUAUUAACAAAAGUAUCGCACAGGAUUGUUCAAUUUGGAGACAACAAACAAAUCAAAUGUAGAUUACAUAUUGAAAAGAAAAUAUCAUCAAACGCUACAAAUACGUGUGACCAAAUACAAAAUAUCAUUUUUGAAUUGCUCAAAUUGAACCAAACUAUACAAAUAUCUGCGUAUGGCGAUCCACAAUAUAGAGUCAAUAAAAACUGGUUACAACCGUACAUGUUUGAGAAACAGCAAAUCUAUGGGCGAUUUUACAAUGAACAAACAAUAUUGUCCUGCAGUAAUUUAGUAACAAGGAUCGGAUACGUGUUCGCUUACAUUAACGUCGGCGACGCGAUUGGUGGAGAGGGAAGUGAGAUAGUGCAAGUGAAUGUUGAAGGCGGCGCACACAACGUGACAUUGUUAGUGGAGGACGCUGUCACGGUGACAGGCGACAUGCUGGUGACGGUCGACACGCGCUUCAUAGACGUGGUUGGGGCGACCGUCACCGAGUACGGUGUCGCGCCACAUUUGAACAUUCACUUGCCAAAGAGUUUCUUCGUUCCUUCGAACUGCGCCGACAAGCGAGCCGCCGGGCCUUCCUACGUCAGACUUACAUUAAUUUUUACUAUUAUGUACAUGAACAGCGCACGAACGUAA
Leptidea sinapis is the source of this 1062-nucleotide messenger RNA. RefSeq lists its product as uncharacterized. Gene Ontology annotation, cellular component: ciliary transition zone. Gene Ontology annotation, biological process: cilium assembly. The transcript has a single exon. The record is from RefSeq and is a predicted model, not a curated record. NCBI's taxonomy places the organism in Eukaryota, Metazoa, Arthropoda, Insecta, Lepidoptera, Pieridae. The coding region runs from base 1 to 1062 and encodes 353 amino acids.